CUUGAAUAAAACUCGUCAAGCUUCGAGAAGACUUCUUGUGAUAUUUUCGGUAAUAAACCAUGAUUACUUGCGUUUGUUUUGAACUACUACUCGCUUGGAAGUUGUGCCCGCGAGGUGGUAAACUUGUUGCCAGCGUCUGGAUAACUACAGGAAGCGCAUUACAUGCUCCUGCCAGGCGCGGAUAUCAAAUUGAAUAUCACUGGAAGCCUAGCGGUUUCUGUCUGUCGACAGCCUGCGGACAGCCAAAUCGGUUCCACCAGUCGUAUCUCCUAGGCCAUGGUCGUAGUACGAUGUGCUGGAGUGGCACUGGCGGCUGCGCUAAAAAAUCUCAAAGCAUUUGUAG
This is a messenger RNA of Amoebophrya sp. A25, 343 nucleotides long. Lineage: Eukaryota; Dinophyceae; Syndiniales; Amoebophryaceae. The record is from the annotation of a GenBank genome assembly.